UUUAAUUUUUGAAACUAAGAUCUGAUGGUUUCAUUCAGUCUGAGGGAGGAAAAUAAAACAUUUCCUUCUUUGUAGUGAUUUCAGAGUUUUUGUACAAUCCAUAUGUUUCCCCCACUCACUUGGUCCAGUAGCCGAAUGAUCAUUAACUAAUCCUAAAAUAGCCGACAGCCUUCUCCUCUCCAGCUUCUAUUUGUGGAAAGACCAGUCGCUGAGCAAAAAAACAGCACAAAUCAUCAAGAGCUAGUUUUCUUUUGUCGGAAAUACUUGGCUUUUAAUAGUCCAGUAAAAACUUAGAAAAGAAUCGCGCGGAGUUAAAGUACAAGAAGGCCGCAGCGGGAAAAGUUAGGAUCCGCGUUGUCGCCUGCGUGAUUGAACUGACCUGCGAGCCACUGAACCGGCAGAGGAAUAUUAGCAUGUCCCGUCCUGCUGACCUGGAGCACUAUAAGGCCGGCAUGGUGCUGAGCGGAGCUGGAGAUGCUCUGGGUUACAGGAAUCAGCUGUGGGAAUACAACGAGUCCGGUCCAGCCAUCCAUCAGGAACUACAGGAGCUUGGAGGACUAAAGAACAUCACAGUUCAACUUCCUGAUUGGCCAGUCAGUGAUGAUACUGUCCUCCACCUGGCCACUGCUGAAGCUUUAGCCACAGGAAAGGAAGGAGAGGACCUGCUGCAUGAGGUGGCGUCUCGUUAUGUGGAGGGUAUGAAAGACAUGGAGGGAAGGAAACCGGGACCAUCAAGCAUCCUAGGUGUGUCUCAGUUACGCCCCGGUACUGAAGGGGGCUACAGAAUAGCUUACAAUCCAGAAGGAACAGGAUGUGGCGCUGCCAUGAGGUCCAUGUGCAUCGGUUUGAGAUACCCUCAACCAGAGCAGCUCACAUCUUUGGUCAGCGUCGCUGUUGAGACUGGUAGAAUGACCCACCCUCAUCCAACUGGAUUCCUUGGUGCUGUUGCUUCUGCGCUGUUCACAGCGUACGCCAUCCAGCGCCGUCCAAUCACAAUGUGGGGUCUGGGUUUAGUGAAGGAGGCUUGUCCAAUAGCGAAGGAGCUGGUGAGGUCGGCAGGAUACGCGGUUCCUGAGACAGAGAGAGACUGGGGAUACUUCACGGAGAAAUGGCAGUGGUAUCUUGAAUUGAGGGGUUUGUCAUCAGGAACUGGUCCAGUGGUGUUUCCCGAGCGAUAUGGACCGGCUGAACGUGAUGAGGCAUAUAAGAGCUUCAGUCUCUCUGGAUGGGCGGGGCGAAGUGGUCACGACGCACCUAUGAUAGCUCUGGAUGCUCUAUUGGGGGCGGGGUCGAACUGGGAGGAGUUAAUGAGUCGUGCAGGUUUCCACGGAGGAGACAGCGACAGCACGGCUGUCAUAGCGUGUUGUUGUUGGGGUCUGAUGUACGGCAUGGACGGAGUGCCUGAGUGUAACUACACCAACCUGGAGUACAGGGACCGGCUGGAGAACAGUGCUGAGAAACUUUACACACUAUCACACUGAAACCGUCCGUUGUGUCAUUGUCUUAAAACAGACUUAUUACAUUUAGUUAGUGGUUAUGAUGCAUGUGCAGAAACAUGCUCCUGUUUUAAUACUUUCUGACCUUGCUAAACUUUUAGCCAUUAUUGUGCUUUAUAAAAACCAAGAAAAGGUACAUUAUUUCUAAUUUUUACAGCUUGCUAGCUACUUUUAUGAUGGUACUCACUGUACUGCAUUGGCAGGAAGGAAAAAAUAAGUGUUUCAAAUCAAUGUGUGUCUCCUACACAUCAAGGUAUUUUCUAUACACAUUUUAGUAGUCAAGUUAAAAUCAUAUACCAGCUAGCUAAUUAACUUAGUUACAUAUACAACUACACCAAUCAGCCAUAACAUUAUGACCACCUGCCUAAUAUUGUGUUGGUCCCCCUUUUGAUGCCAAAACAGCCCUGACCUGUCAUGCACUGUGUAUUCUGACAUCUUUCUAUUAGAACCAGCAUUAACUUCUUCAGCAAUUUGAGCAUCAGUAGCUCGUCUGUUGGAUCGGACCACACGAGCCAGACUUCACCCCUGACCCUGUCGCUGGUUCACCACUGUUCCUUCCUUGGACCUCUUUUGAUAGAUACUGACCACUGCAGACCGGAAACACCCCACAAGAGCUGCAGUUUUGGAGAUGCUCUGAACCAGUGGUCUAGCCAUCACAAUUUGUCCCUUCGUCAAACUCGCUCAAAUCCUUACGCUUGCCCAUUUUUCUUGCUUCUAACACAUCAACUUUGAGGACAAAAUGUUCACUUGCUGCCUAAUAUAUCCCACCCACUAAUUGGUGCCAUGAUGAGGAGAUAAUCAGUCUUAUUCACUUCACCAGUCAGUGGUCAUAUGGCUGAUCGGUGUAUGUUAUCAGAACAUGAAUAGAAACUUAGAAGAAACCCUAUUGCAAAUCCUAGCUAGCAAACUACACACACAAUCUAUCAGGUUGGGUUUCAAUUGUGUUAAAUAAUUGUAUAUGUAAAUAACUAUUUUAAGUAGUGAAAAAAUGAUAAGCAGCUAAUAUAUUUUAUUUUAUUAGUUCUUAGCUAAAUGACAUUGUGGACAAAACAAUAAAGAAGCUGGGUAACUAGUAAACUGUAUAUGUCAGGU
This is a messenger RNA of Hemibagrus wyckioides, 2588 nucleotides long. RefSeq names its product ADP-ribosylhydrolase ARH1-like. Gene Ontology annotation, biological process: protein de-ADP-ribosylation. The coding region runs from base 414 to 1481 and encodes 355 amino acids. The record is from RefSeq and is a predicted model, not a curated record. Lineage: Eukaryota; Metazoa; Chordata; Actinopteri; Siluriformes; Bagridae. Gene Ontology annotation, molecular function: magnesium ion binding; ADP-ribosylarginine-[protein] hydrolase activity. The transcript has 8 exons.